Messenger RNA from Eimeria mitis, 351 nucleotides. RefSeq names its product BTB/POZ domain-containing protein, putative. The record is from RefSeq and is a predicted model, not a curated record. Bases 1 to 351 code for a protein of 116 amino acids. NCBI's taxonomy places the organism in Eukaryota, Apicomplexa, Conoidasida, Eucoccidiorida, Eimeriidae. The transcript has 2 exons.
AUGGAGAGCGCUGUGACUCAAGUCGGGUGGGAAGAUUCAUCCUACAUAUGGGAGGUUCGAGACUUCCUCGAUCUCCGUGAAAUGGCCAAGGAAGACCCAUCAUGUUCUGCAAGUCGAUUGGAGAGUCCUGUUUUCAAGUGCUUUUCCCUGUGGCUUUUCCCUAAUGGCCAGGAACAGCACGACUCCGUUGGGUUGAUAGACCUCGCCAUUAUGUUUAAGGGCAAGAGGGGCUCCGUUAGAGCUAAGUGGACUGCCUGCUUCCUUGAUGAAAGGGGAGAGACGAGUCUGCACCUGCACUGUGAUCACCUUGCACUAACUGUAGUGACCAAAUGGGCCUUCUGCCAACAGUGA